GAUGCGAGUCGUCAUUUCCCCCCCCACGAAUCAUGCGCUUCUGAGCCCUUAAAACAUUUAUUUUGGAAAGCAAUUCUGCGUGUUUUAAUAUUACAGGUGUCAGCAUCCCAUGCUGGGGCUCUCAAUGGACUUGUUUGGACUGUAGCCACGCUUUUUGCGCAUGCGUAGAGAGCGCACAAGAAAAGCUGAAUGGCGAGCAGAGAUGCAAACGCGCCACUCCGAAGCACAAAAGGAUGAAAUUGCUCGUCGGCGGAAAGCCAGCUGUCUCGCCGGAGGGAAACUGGCAAAAACAACAAGACGGCCACUCGGGCCGGUGAAAAAAACACGCACAAGAUGGGCGGAACACCUUUUGUGGCCACGCCGACGAGCUCCACCUGGGCUAACGACCCGUCCGAAUACGAAAGGCUCCCCGUGACGACCCGGACGGCCACCCUCCAUUGUCCCGGCGGGCCUUAUAAAGCGCCGCGCGCCUCCGGGGCGUCCGUCCACGAGAGAUCAUGCAGAACCCCGGCGAGCGGCUCCGAGCUCGAAUCCCUCCCGACGGCGGCGGCGUUCGCUGGGAAGUCUUCCGCAGGAGCACCACCUACCUGGCCCGCGUGGCCGUCAUCCUCCAGGACGCCCCGGAUAAAAUGCUCACCUUCAUGCAGUUGAUGGACCGGCUGGGGCCGCUGGUCCGAGAGGACAGGAAGUCCAUCGAGAACAACAUCAGAGUGUGUUUGUCCACCAACGACUGCUUCGUCAAGAUCCGGUUGCUUCCCGACUCCCUGGCCAGCAAGAGGAACUUCUGGAAGCUGGACCUGAGCCACAUCACGGCCAAAAUGGUGCGCCGUCACUUCAAGGACAUCCUGGACUUCUUCCCCGAGCUGCGCGGCCGGCGCGAGGACGGCGGGGAGACCGCGGCGCCGUCCGUCCACAUCCGCUGCGAGGUCAAGUUCAGCGGACCCUUCUCCAUCGAGUCCCUGCUGCAACGGGACAGCCCGGCCCCCGGCGGAACCCCGCCGCCGGCUGGCGCGGCCGUGCCGACCGAGCAUCGUCGUCGUCGUCACCUGCAUCUCGCCGCGCAGCGGGGCCACAAGCGGAACCUCCGACGGGACUCGGAGGAUGUGGUUCCCGCUGCCUUGCCGCGCGGCGAUGGCAAGCGCUCGUGCCCCGGACCCCCUUUGCCCGCCUACGCCAGCGAUCCCUUCCUCCCGUACCCGACGUAUGAUGUGCCCCGCUUUCGUUUGUGAACAAACCAAAAAAUUGCACUUUUCUAUGUUUGACACGUGCGGCAUGUAUGUUUUUUGUUUUGUUUUGUUUUUUUCCCCCCCUACGCGGGCGCAUGGACGCAGUGUGUAAAACGGGACAAUUUUGGAUCUAUUUUUAUGACAACGGUAUUCAGCUUUU
Phycodurus eques (leafy seadragon) is the source of this 1386-nucleotide messenger RNA. RefSeq names its product forkhead box protein H1-like. The transcript has 5 exons. Gene Ontology annotation, biological process: regulation of DNA-templated transcription. NCBI's taxonomy places the organism in Eukaryota, Metazoa, Chordata, Actinopteri, Syngnathiformes, Syngnathidae. The coding region runs from base 498 to 1229 and encodes 243 amino acids. Gene Ontology annotation, molecular function: sequence-specific DNA binding; DNA-binding transcription factor activity. The record is from RefSeq and is a predicted model, not a curated record.